GUCACAUCAAUCGUUCACAUUGCCACUUUGGCUGAAAGCCGAUUUCAAUCUUCUUUUCAUCCUUAAUUUUUUUCCGUCUUCGUGCUCUGUGGGCAUCAGCAAUACUUAAUUCUUCGACGACGAUGCAACUUCAUCUAUUCACAUUAACCUUCCUGUCUCUUUUCCUGCAAAUACUGGCGUCACCGAUCCCUCAAGACUCCACGUCAUCUGGACGAAUAACGCAUUUUAUAGAACGAAAACCAAGUGGAUGGAAGGAGAGAUGGACUAAUUUUCUACAAGGCGUAGUGGAUCUCAUCUAUAUAAAACCUCCCGUUGACGACGGAAAAGAUAUCUUUUUAGAACGUGACCUCGAAGGAUCAAUCUAUAUCUCAGUUCCAGGUCUACCACCUCCUGAAUAUAGCUUGCGCACUCCGAAAAUAAUAGGUGUGGAUGAGCAGAGAAGAUUGGUCAUGAAAAUUGCAGGAAUCUAAAAUGCUAGACGUGUCGCCAUCAACACUUGAUCCGCGUAAAUUUUCAUAUGGUCCUCUGUAUCAACACAACCUCGACCAGUCACAAUAUGUAUUCUAAUCUAUUGCUCAUCAAUCAACAUCAAUUCAACCUACC
Marasmius oreades (fairy-ring Marasmius) is the source of this 603-nucleotide messenger RNA. RefSeq lists its product as uncharacterized. The record is from RefSeq and is a predicted model, not a curated record. The transcript has 3 exons. NCBI's taxonomy places the organism in Eukaryota, Fungi, Basidiomycota, Agaricomycetes, Agaricales, Marasmiaceae. The coding region runs from base 123 to 470 and encodes 115 amino acids.